Symbiodinium sp. CCMP2456 is the source of this 5547-nucleotide messenger RNA. The record is from the annotation of a GenBank genome assembly. Lineage: Eukaryota; Dinophyceae; Suessiales; Symbiodiniaceae.
AUGAAAUCCCCCCUGCAGGUACUGUCGUCCUGUGUUCGAGCUCCGUGGGAGGUCUUCCAUGAGGAAUGCGUCAAACACAAAACUCCGGUGCUGCGUGACCUCUCUGCAAGAGAUGCCUAUGCUGCCUUUGGCGUUCUGAAUGCCCAGACUCGGUUCCAGUAUGCAGCGAUCUCCGCAGAUGAGUUGGCUAGCUACCUGUACUAUCGCGACAUCAUGUUCCAAGUCGGGAAGGCCGACAAUUGGGGCCAGCUGUCUCGUGAUGAGCGGGAUGACUUUAUGCCUAACGACGUGUGGAUGUUCCUUACAGAUCUUUUACGACGGGAGCCAAAGGUAUCGAUCUUGCUGCCGGAACUAGACCUCAGCUUCGUUCUGCAGGGCAUGCCUGCAGAGUCAGGCCCACUGCUUGCUUGGGAGAGGUUGGAACCUGGAGUCCUCGAGGUGUUUCAGGCAUUGGCAUCCAAGCUUCCGUUGGCUCUGGGCGCUUCGCUGGGUCCCGUGCUUGCACGGCUUCAAGUGAAGAAGGAGGAGCAGCAGGAGCCAGCUCGCGAGCUGGAUCAGCAGUCCUGCCUGGAUAUCGAACGGCAGCUGCUUCGACCCUACGUUUCGGAGCAGGCGAAGCUGGAUGAGCUCAUGUCCUGGGGGACGCUGCUCCACAGCCUCGUGCAGGUGGCAAAAGAACAUCUGGGAGAACUCUGGGUUAGAUGCUUGUGCAUUACUCUAGCCUCCAACGAGCAGACAUCCAGGCUGAUGCAGAUGCAGGCACAGGCCCCUCUUGUUCUAGCUGUGGUCUGCGACCGCGAGCAUUGGUCCGUGGUCCUUCUGCGAAGGGGCUCGGAGGUCGCCUGCUUUGUUGACGGAAAACAGGGUGAGGCUACUCUGCGUCUCGCCGAGGCCUUCGUAGUGUUGGCGCAGGAGCAGGAUAGAUGCAAGUAUGUGCUGCAGCGGAUGCCCGUCGCACCCCAGGACGACCAGUGGUCUUGUGGCCACCGAAUCAUAUGCACCCUAGACAGGCUGCUUGGUGGCAAGACCUCGAGCUCGGACUGGCCACCCAGCUUCGAGCCUGCGACCUACUCGCGGGCGAACAUGCUCAAAGUCAUCGAUGGCGUGUCGGAGGACCCCGAGAGCCGCAUCAUCCAGGACCUGGCUGUGGUGGCCCGAGCUGCGGAAACUGCUGGAGCAUCUGAGGGUCCGGUCGUGGACCGUCCGGACCAAGAGUCCGCUCUAGUGGAGGAGCCUGAGCCCAAGCGGCGCCGCCGACAGCUGACGGAGAAGCAGAAGGAAGAACAGGACUACCAGGCCGGUGUCAAGAUGCUGCUGGAGAAGAACAUCACCUUUAAUGAAACCUUUCAGCGGCAGCACCACGAGAACAAGCUCCCCAUGCCCAAGGGCCACUGGCGACAAUUCGUGGUCGCUGUCAAACGUGACACGGCCAUCAAGAAUUGCUUGGCUUGCAGCGGCUUGCGAGACCGCUGCCUUCUGCAAGACCGGGCCGAUGAGCAGGCGCAGCCAAUCCAGGACGGCGGCCGAGUCUACAGUGGCGAGGGCAGACCUCGUCGCACCGACCAGCGAGAGACCUUGCAAACCAUCCUUGCAAGAGAUCGGCCUGGCGUGUAUCAGCACCUGCGUACCUCCUGGUUUUGGUGUUCUUGGUGUGAGAAGGAAGUGAAUUUUCAACGGCUUUGGGUAGGUGGGAUGAAGUAUGUCAAGGACCAUGAGAAGGCCCGGUGCCAUCGUGAACCUGGCGUCCCUGCUGCUGCCUUGGCUGGCAGGCCAGCCACGUGCGAGGGCGUGGAAGUUGGAAGCGGGACAUGCCCCGGCCUGGAUCGUGUGGAAGAUGCUGUGGUGAUCUGGCUCCAAGCGGGCCUUAUCCAAUGCAUAGAGACUGAUCCAUUGAGUCCGUGCUACAGCCACUGCAUUACAUGGCGAGGUGACAAGGUCGUAGUGAAGUCUCGCUAUUGUCGAGGCUCCGGCGGGAGCCCGUGUGAUAGAUGCUUCAAGCAAGCGUCCUCGACCCUCUUCAUCAAUGAGGUGGUGCACUGGGCAACGAGAAUACACAUGGUCAUGCACGUGACAACCUUGGCCGAAGGGACAGAGCCGGAGAGAGUCCAGGCCAAGGAGAAACUCAUGUCGAGGGACAUCUACAUCACCCGCGAGGGGCGGCGAGAAGUGGACAAGCUCUUAACCUACGAGAACGUGACAGCAGCCAUUGGCUACGUCAAGAGGCUCAUGGAGAGCAUACCGAGGAGCAAGCUCACGGUUCGCUUGUCGUCCUGGCUCGAGCUGCAUGUGAGGACCCCGGUGGGAUGCGAGAAAGAGCGGACGGCCAUGCGGUUGCUGAGCAAGUGUUUCGCUGAGAAGGUCUUGCAAGGGGAUAUCCUCGAGGAUCAGAUCCUGCUGGCAAGCAAGGUCCUCUCGGGUGAGCUGCAAGCAGACCGAGUCGUGAGCAGUCUGAUGCUAUCCUUCAUGGACAUGCAGCAACGGCUGCGAGAGGGCAAGAAGGACAGAGUCUGUUCGGGCAAACGGUUGGACGAGGAAACGAUGCAGGAGCUGAUCUGCACCCUCGGAAAUUCCCGCGAGAGCAGAGACCUCCUCCGAUACUUCGGGGUGACACUGGGUGACCGACCUCGUGUGAGCUUCAGUGUCAGCCUGCUGCCCGAGUUCUUCGCCUCGCCUAGGAGUAUGGAUGUUCUUCGUCAGGCUGUGCGCUCGGUGCUGCCUCUUCUGGGCUGUGAGAAUGGCUCCCGGAAUUGGUUCAUUUCCGUAGACGAGACAUACUACACACCAAGCUGGCAACUGAUCAGUGGCCUACAAGGAGAUGGCCGUUUGGUUGUCGGCGGCCAUUGGGGAGAAUGCAAGGACACAGACUUCUCCGCCCUGCCUUCGGCUGAGGAUACACCGGACGACGGCCAUCUCUCAAGGAUGACACUCGACUUCGUGGCUUGCUCAACCCUUGACUGCAGCAAGGCAUGGCACUUAGCCAUGCUGCCCAUGCCCAUGGGAGCAAACAACGGCAAAGCUGUGCUUCAGUUGCGGGUGCUCGAUGCCAUCAUGCAUGCGGCCACCUUGGAGAAUGGGUGUCCCCCGCUGGGCAUCUCAACAGAUGCCGGAAGCAUCAACACGCCGACCCAGGAUCUCUUCGUCGGCUAUACGGAUGUUCUACAGGAUGCAGGGGAGCUCAAGUUCUUCAACAAGUGCACCGCCGUCAGCCUGCAGUACCUCCCCUACUGCAUCUGGCGCCACCUGAAGUUUCAGAACGGCACGUCCUCGCACAACCUCCUCGGUGUCUUGGACUGUUUGCACAGUUUGAAGCGGUAUACUUAUCACCACUUCACCAGCACACGAUGCGUGCUUUGGGGAGCGUGGUUCUCCAGUUGCUGGCCAACCUUGCAUGCUGGAGGCGGCAUCAGUCGCAAGGCGUACACACUCCAAGACACCAUGAGCGACGAGCAGAUGUAUCAGCGAGUGAACCCUCGUCACUUGGACGACGGCUGGGCCACGGGCGGGCUCCACGUGUACAUGCUGCUGUCGGCCCUCCUGUCCGGCUGCUCUGAAGGGGCGAACAAGCUCAGCAAAGAGGUCCGCUUUGUCAAUGCAACGUGUGCCUAUGCACUGCUUCUGCUCGGAGUUUACAAUGCUCGCAAGCGGUUCGGACAAACGUGGGCUUGCUGGUUUAUCCCAAUGGUCAGUGUGAGGAAUCUCUGCCAAUUGGCAGUGCAGCAAAUGGCGGCAUGCAUUGCCAAGCCGGCGGACACCGCCGUUCUCCCCGGCUGCUUCCAGGAGAAGCAGUCGGAGUACCACUACUCCCGGCUGAAGACGCCCUACAGGGGGACACCGUCCAUUCGCGACGCCAUUGUCGGCGUCCAACUGCUCCAUUGCAAGCAGCUUCGCUCCCACAAGCCUCCGACACCUGAGAAAGACAUGGAUCUCGCCGGUCUCGACUGCAAAGAUGCCAAACUCCUCGCUGGCAAGUGCUGGAAGGCCUGCUUCCUCUUCCAGAGCUACAUCUCCAAAGGGACCCCCGCACCCGUCAUCCAACAGGAAUUCGACGAGUGGUGGCUAAGCGAAGGAGAAAGCAUGCUCUCGAAGAAACGAUCCCUCUUUACGGCUGCGGAGCUGCAGGAGGACGACCAGGCAUGGGAGGAGCAUCUCGAGGACAUGAUGGAGGCCAUGGACGCUUUGGAUGAAGACGGUGGGGAGGUCCGCGAGGAUGAGGACUCCAGCCAGCUCGCGAGCUUGUUGGCUUCAGAAGACCACCUCAAGGCCAAACGAGAGCUGCAGGCUUUGACCGAAGCCAUGGGGAAGGAACCACCGCCAGCAGGACCGACUGCAGAGCCCUUGCCCCUGCCAAGCAGCGAGACACUGGACCAGGCCGUCGUGUCAGAGAUCGCAGAUCUUGGGGAUGAGAUUGUGAAGGAGCCGACCCUGUUCUCCGUCAUGAAGCCCCUGCUUGACUGUCCUGCAUUCGAGGUGCAGGCGACGGAAGGAAACACGGCUGUCUUGCAGAGGAUGACGGCUUUGAAGCCCGAGAUCCGCAAGCUUGUGUUGGCCAUGCGGCUUCGCGAGCGGUACCUGUCCCACGCUUGCCUGACCGGAACCUCCAAGACACAGAGCUCGUGGCACUGCGAGCAGCACCGCUUAGCAAUCGCCAGGGCCAGAUCUUUGAUUUCCGGCGCCCGGAACUCCAGGCAGCAGUCGUGGUGGCAGGUGCAGCAGCAGGUGACUGGGACCUCCCUGUCGGAGACUGUGGACACCGACUGGAAGCUUCGACCGCUGACUGUUCUUCGCCCUCCGGAGCCUGGCAGCGGACAGGUGGUCAUGUGCAAGCUCCCUCGCCCCGAUGAGAUCGGCAAGUCGCAGGAGAUCGGCAUGUUCCUCGUCACCGACGUUUUCCGUGGUGCUGUCUUCAAGCGAAAGGGCUCAGAUGCAAAGCGGCGGCAGUGCAAUAGGCCCUCGCCGGCAGCAUUGCCGUGGACUGCUGUGAGUGCCGUUCGCUUGGUGCCGCUCCAGCGAGUCAGUGAUCACCAGUGGGCGUGCUGCGGCUUUACAGAGCCAUGGACGGCUGAUCCUGUGGAGACCGUUGUCGCUGAGGUUCGAGUCGGCAGGCAGUGCUGGGAGGACGACCGCUUCUUCGUGCGGGUCGAGGACAGCGUCAUCGAGGAGAUCCAGGCGCUUGCAGCACAGCCGGACAAGUGGGUGGCCAAGACGAGCCCUGCAGUAGAAUCUGGCGACAAGCACGAUCCAAAGAUGUACUGCGUGCAGGACUUCGCGAAGUCGAACGGUGGCAAAAACCUGGUGGCCUUUUUGCGAGGGCUGCCGGAGCAGUAUGCCAAGGCGAAGCUGGAGUUCGACGUGCAGAACUGGGAAUCGAUUUGCCUUCGUUCCGUCGACUACUUCGACACGGUCCAGCCCACUGCAGUCGGCAAGGCCUACGGCAGAGGAGUCUUACAGAAGCUGGCACAGAUCCAGCCCGGGGCAGGUGGCAUCAAAGCUGUGCAGAAGUUCGUGGCGGAUGUCGACGCCUUGGCACAGCCUGUGCUCGUGGUUUGA